CGGUCAUGCACGUCAAAGGAAAUCAGUGUACGGUCCAGGGUAGAGGAAUAGCCGCAUUGGGUAGAUGGUACCUACUUAGUGAUAUAUUUACAUUGUUGAAAACACGGCGCUGUACAUUUUCAGAGCUGUAUGAACUAUUAAUAAGAUAAGCAAGAAACACUAUUCCUUGUAUUUUGUUAGAUCAUCAGUGAUUAUUGAACAAUGCCUUUGAUGACCGGACUUUUUCUUCUAAUGGUGCUGAUUGCAUCUGCAUAUGAACUGGAUCAGAACGAGUCGUAUUCACCCAGAAGAGCACGAUUUUCUGCAAAUACCCCUUCUGACGUGGCACGCUGUCUGAACAGUGCCCUCCAAGUAGGCUGUGGAGCCUUCGCAUGUCUGGAGAACUCCACAUGUGACACAGAUGGCAUGCACGACAUCUGCAAGUCCUUUCUGUACAGUGCAGCUAAAUUUGACACUCAGGGUAAAGCCUUUGUGAAAGAGAGCCUCAAGUGCAUUGCCAACGGCAUCACCUCCAAGGUGUUCCUCACCAUCCGCCGCUGCUCAACCUUCCAAAGAAUGACCUCAGAAGUUCAGGAGGAGUGCUACAGCAAGCUGGAUAUCUGCACUAUCGCCCGCACCAAUCCAGAUGCUAUUGGAGAGGUGGCUCAGCUCCCAAGCCACUUCCCCAACAGGUUUUACGGUAAGCUCCUCCAGAGCCUGAUGAACUGUGAUGAGGAGACUGUGGACCUGCUGAGGGCCAGUAUGGUGUCCAGACUUGGCCCAGAGAUGACCAUUCUCUUCCAGCUUCUGCAGAACAAACCCUGCCCCUCGGUUGCUGCUGCUGCCGUUCCAACUGGAGUGGAGGGCCGAAGGAGCUCACGGUUGUCAAUGGGCCCACACAUGUAUAAGAUCCAGUCUGGUCUACGCAACAGAGACUCUGCCAGCCAUUUUAGCAAGAAGCGCGCCACUGGUGACAGCUCCUAACUCCCACUCAGAUCCAGAAACUACACACACCCCUCAAAAACAUAAGCCAACAGUGGUCUCUUCCCUUGGGUAUUUAAGAAUCAUUCCUCUCCAGACUGGAAAAUAACAUGCACCUCUAAGAGAAUAUCCAAUGUGUUUCAAGUAUAUUUUAUAUCAGAGUUUGAGUGUGAGAGAUACUGUACCUAAGGUUUGAGAGGAUCCCCUCCCCUAAACUAUUUCCCAACUCUAUCACUCACCAAGUUCAUUGAACAUGUUGUAUUGUAUUCUAUUGUAUCUCCACAACUUGGCCCUGUCCAUUCCUGUUCACUCCCCACACUUGAUAUGAAUUCUGAGAGCCUGGUGGGAUGAUGUCCCUUUAAGUUUUCUGUCUAGGAUUUCAAGCACAAUCUUGCAGGUAUGGUUCAUAUCUAUAGAGCACAAAUGUUUAAAAAAAAUAGGGUUGCAGAAUACAAAUGUUUAUCCAUUAAUAUAAUAUCAAUUGAUAUGUCAUCAAUAUCUUCAUCAAUAGAUAAUUAAAUAUUAUUACUAUUAGUUCAUUACUAGAUGUUUCAUACAGUAAAUGUGAAAUAUUUCUAUAUUAUGAUGAGACCAUUAAAAUAGGUAAGCAUGUGCUAUAGAAAUCAGUGUCACAUAGUCACUGACACAAACAGGAUUCUUUUAUUUAUUGAGUUAUUAGUCUCUGAUGGCAACAGCCAGAUCUGUGAGAGAGGCAUGUCCCUCAGAUGAGAGCUAUCCUAAUAAACUUUGCACAGGAAGUUACCUUAACUUGUAACCACCCGGAAUGCCAUGUAGCUAACUCCUAUACCAGAGAAUAUAGCAUUGUUUAGAUACCAUUACAUCUCUUCUGUCCUGAAACACUCAGUUCACAGAAAGUGUGGACCAGCAGUGUAACUUAUGAGCAGGUGACCACCUGAGAUUGAUAGAGGCCACACCAUUAGAUGAACAACAUUCUCCCUGAUGAAUAUGACAUGGAGGGUUUGGAUCAUACACACUGACUUCCAGUGUUGAUAAUGACUAUUUAAAAGCCUUGUUGGUAUAAUAUUGAUAUUUAUUUUCCUACUAUAUUAUUUAAAUUGUUAUUUUAUGAUGUUGCUGUAGUUUUAGUUAGGUUACAGAUAUACAAUUUUAAUGUGCAGUUUGGUCAUAGCUUCUAUUUCAGUGGGGGCUCAUGAUCAAAUACUAUAGGAUCUGCCACUCUCUACAUUGUCCUCUCUGUUGACUGAAUAGGACCCAUGUUAUGACUCUGUGCUGGACAUAGGGGAACAAGUUGGUCAUUCAAGUCAGGUUAUCUUCUUUAUGAGUGUUACAUGGGACUGUCACUUAAACAACCCAUAUUGCAAACAUGGUCACUUAUGUACUGGUGCAAGGGGACUCUGUUGGGAAUGUGUGUGUAUUUUCCAAGCACGAUUGAUUAUGUUAUGAAGGUAGAGAGAAAUUGUGGUCAAGCCAUUCAUUGUACAUUUAACAGCUAAACUUGAAGACUGAACUGCAAAGCAUUUGCUGGAUCUAUCCUUAAUAUCAUGCAAAAUAAUGUUUCUCUCAGAAAGGUUACCCUGGUGACAUUACUCCAUAAGUGCUUCAAUAAAGGGAGGUUAAUUCAAGAGACUUUUCACACAUGCCUGGAUGAAGGCGAUGUGCACAAGGGGAAAAUAAUGUUAGAGAGAUCUGGUGGUUUUACAAUACCAAAUCAUUUGAAAUGUUAAGAACUCACAAACCUAUGCAAUAAUCUCUCAUAUGGAGGAUUCACAAUAACACACAACCUUGCCCUUUGUCACAAACAGUGCCAGCUGAUGCUGAAUGAAUGUGGCAGCAGCUCAUUUGCUCCCAUACUCAUAGUGAAGUAUGCAGGCAAUGCAAUGUGCCCCUAGACUCCCCCUUUCUGUUUCUGUGUUUGUUGCUGUGGUUUAUGUUGUAUUGUUUUUUGUUUUGUCUUUUUCUUGGGAUAUAAUAAUAUCUUGCUUUUAGUAGCAAUAUAGUAUAUAUUAAAAAGAAAAAGUAAGGAAAAAAAAUCACUCAAAUGUUAAGACUGUAUUAGCAAUGUAGUGUAUCUUACUACUAAUGUUACAUAUGCACUUUGCAUCUCUUAUGACCACUAUAAAGGGGCAUUGAAACAUUCAUCACUUGCGAUGGGUUGGGACUACUUCCUUCCUAUACUGUUAAUACAUGUAUUUCUGUGUCUGUAAUAGCUGGACAAAAUCCAAAACAUUUGCUGCUAAACAAUAGCUUGCUCCCCUGUAUGAUAGGUUAUCAUUUUACAUUUACUUGUAUAUCUAUGGUGAAAACCCAUUCACAGACCAUGGCAUCAAUCUGUAUACUUGCAUUUUACCAUUUUCAUUCAGUUUGGUACUUCUUCUGGAAUUUGUAAAUUUAUUUGAAUGUUGCUUGCAGUGAACAUAUUUGACAAUAGUAUUCUGUUUAUUUCCUCUCCCUUGAGACUAUGCUUAUAAAUCCAAAUUCUGGGUAACUUUAGAGAAUGUAUCUUAUAUUGAAUGUUUGUUCUGGUGAGGAUGUGCCCAAACCUAGAUGGUUCAUUGACAUAUUUUAUAAUGUGUGUUUAGUUAAAGGUGCAUAGUGUAUGAAAGUCUGUAAUAGGCAAAUAUGAGAAUUAAAUUAACAGACUUACAAGUCAUAUUUUGUUAUUUCGAGACAUUUUGUUUUAUUCAUUAGGCUAUUUGUUGCAAGACAAGAAUAGGGUGCAUUUUGGUGGUAGGCCUACUGGAUUAUUAGCUAAAUCUAUCCUUAGGGAAAUCAGUGAAAUUGGCAGCAGCGUUUUCUGUUGAUACACCAUAUGUUUAUGGCAGGCUGGGGACUGGGCUCCCUGAACUCUGGAACUCCAUGGUACUCUUUCCCCUCAAGACUUGAAAUCAAUUUGCCAGAAUUAAAACUACUUGGGUGAUCAGUAAGAGUGAAAUCUUAAUCGUAGUGACAGUUACUUUACUUUCAAAUUCAUAGACGAAAGUUAUCAGUAAGCCAUUUGCGGAGAUUACUUGCUGAAGUUCCGAAUACAGUAGCUAUGUUAAGCAUGAUUGAUCCUUGUGAAUCACUUGCACUUUAAUACAUACCCAUCUACAUAUAUACCCAUUAUGUAUACAUGGAUGUAUGGCUUUUUUCUCUGUGCUAAAAAUAAUGAAAGAUACAAAUGCAUCAACUGUGUGUCUUUGCUGAUUAGAAAUAAACUAUUAUCAUAUCUGGCA
This is a messenger RNA of Oncorhynchus kisutch (coho salmon), 4157 nucleotides long. RefSeq names its product stanniocalcin-like. Bases 202 to 963 code for a protein of 253 amino acids. Gene Ontology annotation, biological process: intracellular calcium ion homeostasis. Gene Ontology annotation, cellular component: extracellular region. Gene Ontology annotation, molecular function: hormone activity. The record is from RefSeq and is a predicted model, not a curated record. Lineage: Eukaryota; Metazoa; Chordata; Actinopteri; Salmoniformes; Salmonidae. The transcript is spliced from 4 exons.